Messenger RNA from Vitis vinifera (wine grape), 3514 nucleotides. RefSeq names its product disease resistance protein SUMM2. Gene Ontology annotation, molecular function: ADP binding. The transcript has 2 exons. Lineage: Eukaryota; Viridiplantae; Streptophyta; Magnoliopsida; Vitales; Vitaceae. Bases 116 to 2809 code for a protein of 897 amino acids. The record is from RefSeq and is a predicted model, not a curated record.
CACACUGAUUUCUCAGUCUUUACUUGAAAAAAAGAGAGGUGACAUUUCAUUACGACUUUUCUCCUUACUCAUCUUCUAUUUUUCUUGGCUUUGAAUCCCAAUCCUUGUUUUCUCCAUGGAUUGUGUAAGACCCAUCCUGGAUGUCGCCACUCGCUUAUGGGAUAGCGCCGCUAAGCGUCCUGUUUACAUCCGUCAUCUCCCACAAAAUCUCAACUCUUUGAGAACUGAAAUGGAGGAACUCAAGAACCUGUACGAAGAUGUGAAGGAAAGGGUGGAACGUGAAGAGAAACGUCAGAAGAAGCGUCUUCGUGUAGUUGAUGGCUGGCUUCGCGGAGUAGAAGCCAUAGAAAAAGAAGUGGAGGAAAUAUUGGCGAAAGGAGACGAAGAAAUCCAGAAGAAAUGUCUCGGAACCUGUUAUCCUAAAAACUGUGGCGCUAGCUACAAUCUUGGCAAGAUGGUACUUGAAAAGAUGGAUGCUGUGACGGUCAAAAAGACGGAGGGCUCAAAUUUCAGUGUAGUUGCUGAACCUUUGCCUAGUCCUCCCGUGAUGGAGAGGCAGCUUGAAAAGACUGUGGGCCAAGAUUUGUUGUUUGGGAAGGUCUGGAAAUGGCUCCAAGAUGGUGGAGAGCAGGUAAGCAGUAUCGGAUUAUAUGGAAUGGGGGGUGUGGGCAAAACCACCCUCUUGACCAGGAUCAACAAUGAGCUCCUCAAAACCAGGCUUGAAUUUGAUGCAGUGAUUUGGGUGACUGUGUCCAGACCAGCCAAUGUGGAAAAGGUUCAGCGAGUUCUUUUCAAUAAAGUGGAGAUUCCCCAAGAUAAAUGGGAAGGUAGGAGUGAGGAUGAAAGGGCAGAAGAAAUAUUCAAUGUCCUGAAGACAAAGAAAUUUGUGCUUUUGUUAGAUGACAUAUGGGAGCGGCUGGAUCUAUCCAAAGUUGGUAUUCCUCCUCUGAAUCCUCAAGAUAAGUUGAAGAUGGUACUUACAACGCGAUCUAAAGAUGUGUGCCAAGAUAUGGAAGUUACAGAGAGCAUUGAAAUGAAUUGUCUCCCAUGGGAGGAUGCUUUUGCUCUGUUUCAGACCAAGGUGGGAGCAGACACCAUAAAUUCUCAUCCAGAUAUACCAAAGCUGGCGGAGAUGGUUGCCAAAGAGUGUUGCGGCUUACCACUUGCCCUCAUCACCAUAGGGCGAGCAAUGGCGGGAACAAAAACACCCGAAGAAUGGGAGAAAAAAAUACAAAUGUUGAAGAAUUAUCCGGCAAAGUUUCCAGGUAUGGAGAAUCGUCUGUUUUCACGCUUGGCAUUCAGUUAUGAUAGCCUACCCGAUGAAACCAUCAAAUCGUGUUUCCUAUAUUGCUCUUUAUUUCCGGAGGAUUAUGAAAUCUCUCAUCGAAAUAUUAUACAACUUUGGAUUGGGGAGGGUUUUCUGGAUGAAUGUGACAACAUACAAAAAGCAAGAAAUCAAGGCGAAGAAGUUAUUAAAAGUUUACAGCUUGCAUGUCUAUUGGAGAAUGGCAUAUCUCCAUUAGAUGAAAAAGACGAAUAUUUGAAGAUGCAUGAUGUUAUUCGUGAUAUGGCUUUGUGGUUGGCUCACGAAAAUGGGAAGAAGAAGAACAAAUUUGUGGUAAAAGAUGGAGUCGAAUCGAUUAGAGCUCAGGAAGUUGAAAAAUGGAAAGAGACACAGAGGAUAUCAUUGUGGAAUACCGACAUUGAAGAACAUAGGAAACCACCAUAUUUCCCUAAUAUUGAGACCUUUUUGGCAUCAAGUGUGUUUAUUGAGUCAUUUUCAAAUAGAUUCUUUACAAACAUGCCUAUUAUAAGAGUUUUGGACUUGUCAAACAAUUUUAAACUUAUGAAGUUACCUGUGGAGAUUAGAAACUUAGUUACCUUGCAAUAUCUUAAUUUGUCGUGUACAAGUAUUGAAUACUUACCUGUGGAGCUCAAGAACUUGAAAAAAUUAAGGUGCUUGAUAUUGAAUGAUAUGUAUUUUCUUGAGUCACUUCCAUCUCAAAUGGUAUCGAGUCUUUCCUCUUUGCAAUUGUUUAGUAUGUAUAGCACGGAAGGGUCAGCCUUUAAGGGAUAUGAUGAAAGAAGGUUAUUAGAAGAGUUAGAGCAGUUGGAACACAUUGAUGAUAUAUCCAUCGACCUUACAAGUGUAUCAUCCAUCCAAACAUUAUUUAACUCCCACAAGUUGCAAAGAUCCACAAGAUGGCUACAAUUAGUUUGUGAGCGUAUGAACCUGGUCCAACUAUCCCUUUAUAUAGAGACCCUCCAUAUUAAAAAUUGUUUUGAAUUGCAAGAUGUGAAAAUCAAUUUUGAAAAUGAAGUGGUGGUCUACUCAAAAUUCCCAAGGCACCCAUGCUUGAACAACCUUUGUGAUGUCAAAAUAUUUCGAUGUCAUAAAUUGUUGAAUUUGACAUGGCUUAUUUGUGCUCCAAGCCUUCAAUUUCUAAGUGUUGAAUUCUGUGAAUCAAUGGAAAAAGUGAUAGAUGAUGAAAGAAGUGAAGUUUUAGAAAUUGAGGUAGAUCAUUUGGGUGUUUUCUCGAGACUCAUAUCACUCACUUUAACAUGGCUACCAAAGCUAAGAAGUAUAUAUGGACGUGCCCUACCUUUUCCAUCUUUAAGAUACAUCCGUGUGCUUCAAUGUCCAAGUUUGAGGAAGCUGCCAUUUGAUUCCAACACUGGAAUAAGCAAGAAAUUAGAGCAAAUCCGUGGACAAAAAGAAUGGUGGGAUGGUUUGGAUUGGGAGGAUCAAGUGAUUAUGCACAACCUCACUCCAUAUUUUCAACCCACACAAAUUCAAGACGAGAUUUGAGCUCCCAUGGCAUUCAUCUUAUUACAGGUAAAAUCCUUUUUUCUUCCUUUUUUUUUUAUAUAUAUAAUUGUAUUUAAAAAUUUUAAUGUUAUAAACAUGGCCAAGUCCAAAUGUGCAUUGUGAUUGUUUGAGUCUACCUCUCAAGAUAUUAUUUUAUUUCUAUUUGAAAUAUUAUGUUAACUUUUCAUGUAUUUUGAUUAUAUUUAAUUUCUUUCUGGUUUCUCACUCUACACACUUCAUUAGAUUGUUUGGGACUUGGGAGUCGUGGAGCCAUGAGAUUAUGCACAACCACUUGGAAACUAUCCCUUAAUCUCCACGAAAUUCAAAAACCAAAAUGCAAAAGCUCAAAGGAAGACACAACAAUCUUCUCCAAUCCCCACAAGCCUCGAUUAGUGCAUCGCUGGAUCAUGACCAGCCAUUUUCUUCUUUUCCACUGCACACGAGCUUCCAUGUCUACAAACUUGCACUCCAAGCUCUGAUUAUCUUGUCAAAGAAAGCUCGAAUUGGUAGUUUUUCACUUUUUCGAUCCCUUUCCUUUUUUGUGGUUUUGUAGGUGCUCUGUUUGAGAUUUUGGUUGAUUUCAUAAAAGUAGAAGAUGAUAAACUGCUUAUUUGUUGAGAAAAUUAAUGUAAAGAAAAAGAAAAUAAAUUGGAAUUUUUAAAUCAUAGAACUAUGAAAUUGAUUGAAUGGGGCCAUGUGUAUAAG